Messenger RNA from Schistosoma spindalis, 634 nucleotides. Lineage: Eukaryota; Metazoa; Platyhelminthes; Trematoda; Strigeidida; Schistosomatidae. The record is from the annotation of a GenBank genome assembly.
ACCGCGAUGAACUGGUUCUUGGUUAGUUUCGUGACCGUGUUUGUGAAGCUUGCCCUUUCUUGUGACGAGUUUGACGUCAGGCCGGUUACCUACUCUUCAAGCGAAGCAGUUCUCUCCACUGAAACCGUAAUUUUGAUUGAAGGUGAAGCCAAAUGUAAAGAAAAAGGAUCAUCAAAUUUGUACGCUGAGUUAAAUGGGGUCCUUCAACCAGUUGCCCGUCAUAUUGAAACUGAUAAUUUUCAAGUAUCGUUCGUCUUCAAUCACAAAGAUGUGCCUAAAGGUGAAUAUGUUAUCCGGUUUUAUAAUGAAAAAGGUGUUACGGCUUACUUGAGAUCUUCGAAGGGUGGUUUUGUACCCGGCGUACCUCCUGUCUUCACAGUCACCGUUCGACAUAAAGGAAUUUCAUUCAAGCCUGUUGUUUAUUCCGAAACAGUGGCACUAUUAACUAUCAUGUUGAUAGCAUUUGGAGCUAUAAUUACGAAAAACAAGUUCUAGAGCUAUUUUUGAUACAUUAAGUAUUUCACUAUACAUGUACAUUGCUUUUCCUACCAAACAGCCUUUGUAUAGUACUUAUAAAUUUUCACUUAUAAAUGUUGUUGAAUUUCUUGGAUUAAUUGUUAUGAAGUGUAAAAAC